Ogataea parapolymorpha DL-1 is the source of this 1323-nucleotide messenger RNA. RefSeq lists its product as uncharacterized. Bases 1 to 1323 code for a protein of 440 amino acids. The record is from RefSeq and is a predicted model, not a curated record. The transcript has a single exon. NCBI's taxonomy places the organism in Eukaryota, Fungi, Ascomycota, Pichiomycetes, Pichiales, Pichiaceae.
AUGUUCAAGCCAACAUUGGUGCUGGUCAUUGCACUGAUAUUGCCUCUUGUAUAUCAGCAGCUGCUGAACCUCCUGAACAGAAACACAAUCCCGCUACAUGUGCUACGCUACUAUGUCCAACAUCCCCUCGACGACGUCACCAUCAAAAUUCCAGUAUACAUCGAGUCUUCAGAUCUGCGAUUUCUCGACGUCGGAGAAGCCAUACACAUCCAGACCCUCGGGAGACUGCGAGAAACAGAGCGCACACUGCCCGAUGUGCAGUUUGAUUUCUACGAAUACACUAAUCAGACCGAUGCUCUGCUAAUGAAAUUUUUCAUCAGCGACGGCAACGGCAUUUACGUGGACGCCGUCGAGGGGUACGCAGCGCUUUUCUACACGCUGGAGGCGGUGGACGCCAACGAUGUGCCGUAUUUUGGCACGCAGCUGCUGCUGGAUCACUGCUACAACGACGAGAUCAAGAAUUACGUUGCAGACAGUUUUCUGCAGCUGGUGGACCACGACUCGAAUAACCACAGCUUUUUGCACCACUGGCAAUUUGAGACCUCCUUGCAGGACCCUCUGCGGCUUGUGUUUGUCAUGUUGAGUGCCCAAACCAACUGGGAAGUUGAGCAGGCCGUGAAAAUGCAUCUGGAGCCCGUUCUCAGCAUCCUGUCCAACUACACCCUGGAAUUUUUGCAUGUGGAUGAGGACGUCAAGUCGCCGUCCCGCUACAUAGACGAACAUUUCCCCGAAGAGCUGUCUGUGUUGCCCAACUUAGCAGACUUCUAUCUCUCGCACAACAGCUCCAAUUCCACAAUAUACCUCGUCUACUAUCCGUUUGAGCUGACAGACCACUCGAUCCGCACCAUGUCCGUCGACAACCAUAGCAUCUACUCCAGCAAUGAAAACACGUUUCUCAACAUAAAAUCGUGGGGAUCCGUCUAUUUUGCGCACACCGAAAGCUACCACGGCUACGUUCCUGCGCUGAAUCUGGCCGACUGUAUGUGGUCAUUUGCAGAAACUGUUCUGGAUCACUAUCAUUUUCCAAACGAAAAUAUGGCGCCGGCUCUGCGCAUCCAGAUGUACAAGCGGAUUGCCACGGUCAAGAACCUGACAUACUUUAGCCACAGACUUUCUCAGGUAGUCGGGUGGCUGGAACGCAACACUCUAGACAGUUUUCUGGGCAGUGCAAUUCUCGACGCUUUCGAUCGCCGGGAGCAGGUAAAAGAAAAGCUGCAAAAUUACGACUACGACGCAGCGUUGCAAAUCAGCGCGGACAUGGUGGCCAUGUUUGACAAGCAGAUACAGAAUCUUGAUUUUGGAAAUAUGGAAAUAAUCGCGUGA